Molecule: messenger RNA, 2229 nt
Organism: Fusarium coffeatum
Lineage: Eukaryota; Fungi; Ascomycota; Sordariomycetes; Hypocreales; Nectriaceae
Exons: 1
Coding region: 1-2229 (742 amino acids)
Biological process (GO): long-chain fatty acid biosynthetic process; sphingosine biosynthetic process; ceramide catabolic process
Cellular component (GO): extracellular region
Molecular function (GO): N-acylsphingosine amidohydrolase activity
Source: RefSeq, a predicted model, not a curated record
AUGGCGCAAAUAUCCUUCAAGCCUCUAAGCAUCCUCUUGGCGUGUCUAGCCUUGGUCACGUUCUUUAUCCAAUCUGCAACAUGUCUUGCUGUCAACAACCGAGCAGGAGACACCCUCAAUGACUUCACCAAGCGAGCUGAGGGAAUAUACUCCCUCGGUGUCGGCAAGGCUGACAUAACCGGCCCUGUCGUCGAGCUCAACCUCAUGGGAUAUGCCGAAUUAUCCCAGAAAGGAACUGGCUUGCGCCAACGUCUGUACUCACGAGCCUUCAUUGUCGGAAACCCAGAUAAGCCCAAAGAGCGAUUCGUGUAUCUCGUCUUGGACACUCAAUCUGGCGACACUGCUAUUCGCAGAGGUAUUCUUGAGGGGAUCGCAGCUCUUGGAUCAGAGUAUGACGUUUAUACUUCUGAUAACGUCGCUGUUACUGGUACCCAUUCCCACGCUGGACCAGCUGGUUGGAACAACUAUCUCAUGCCUCAGAUCUCUGCCCUGGGUUUGAACCAACAAUCUUAUCAAGCCGUCGUUGAUGGUGCUGUUCUAUCAGUCAGACGCGCUCAUGAGAAGAUUUCCAAAGGUCGUCUUAGUGUUGGAAAGAUACGCAUUGACGAUGUGACUAUCAACAGAAGUCUCUUCGCUUACCAACGGAAUCCAGCGUCGGAGAGAGCAAAGUAUGAAGAUGAGGUUGACAAAGAACUGACUAUGCUCACCUUCACUCGCGAAAGCGACAAAAAGGUGACCGGAGUUUUAACUUGGCAUUCAAUUCACGGAACAAGUCUUCAUAUGAACAAUACUCUCGUCUCAGGCGACAACAAAGGUGUCAGUGCAUAUCUUCUUGAACAAGCCAUCCAAGGCACAGAAGGAGCUGCCGAGGAGUUUGUGGCCGGCUUCUCCCAAGCUGCAGUGGCAGACACGACACCCAACGUCGAAGGCGCCUGGUGUGAAGACGGCUCUGGAAAACAAUGCGACUUCAAGGACUCCACGUGUGGCGGUAAGACAGAAACUUGCCAUGGUCGAGGUCCGUUCUGGGGCUUGAACGAUGGUGGCACCAAGUCAUGCUGGGAGAUCGGUCGUCGAGUCUUUAAGCAAGCUGCCAAAUUGUAUGAUCAGAUGAAAGACGGAGGUGGUACAGCAGUCACUGGGAACAGUGUUCUCGGCUACCAUUCAUUCCACGACAUGUCCAACUUCACAUUUGAGUUACCUAGCGGGAAAACCGUGAAGACAUGUUCUGCAGCCUUUGGAUAUGCCUUUGCGGCUGGAACAACAGAUGGUCCUGGCUACUUCGACUUCAAGCAAGGAGACGCAGGCGAUCCAGAUGCGAGUCCGCUUUGGGGUAUUGUAUCGAAAUUCCUCCGUAACCCUACCAAAGAACAGGUUGCUUGUCAAGAACCCAAGACUAUCCUCAUCGAUGCAGGUGAAAUCCCACUGCCUUACGCUUGGGCUCCCAACAUCGUCGACGUUCAAAUGCUUCGCGUUGGUAAUUUUUUCAUUAUUGUUUCCGCGCCUGAACUCACGACCAUGUCUUCGAGACGCUGGCGUAAGAGCAUCAGUGAUGAGAUCGAGGGUAGAGGUGUAGACAAGCCCAUCGUCGUCGCUGGUGGACCGGGAAACACCUAUGCGCACUAUGUUACUACACCUGAGGAGUAUGAUGCGCAGAGGUAUGAAGGUGGAUCGACUGUCCAUGGAAGAAACAGUCUUGAUGCUUACAUCAAUUUGACAUCAACUUAUGUCGGAUAUCUUCUGGGUGAGAAGGAUGCUAAGAAACCUCCAUCCGGUCCCGAAGCUCCUGAUAACCGCAAGAACUCCCUCUCCCUCGUCACAGGCGUCGUCUACGACAAUCCCAAGUCCGGCAGCAAAUUCGGUAACGUCAUAAAGGACGUUCCAAAGUCAGAGUUCAAGAUCGGAGAUACCAUCAACGCUACAUUCGUAGGUGCCAACCCACGCAACAAUCUCCGCCUCGAAUCUACCUUUGCAGCAGUUGAGAAGAAAGAUGGAUCUAAGUGGACUCAAGUCCGGUCUGACGAUGACUGGGAUUUAGUCUUUGAGUGGAAGAGGGUCGAUGGCCUGCUUGGAACUAGUGAGGUUACGAUCUCUUGGGAGACGGGUUGGCAGGAUGCGAAGAAGGUUGCGGCUGGGACGUAUCGGUUGAGUUAUUUCGGGGACAGCAAAGCGCCUAUUACGGGCAGGAUCAGUGCGUUUACUGGACGGAGCAAGGAGUUUGAUGUUGUUUAG